CCUCCACCCUCCAAUCAACUUCGAGUUGAUGCCAUCCUCAAGAUCCCAGACAUCGACCAUUCAUUCGAGCUUGCUGUCUACCGAUAGCAUUGAGAAUACUUCCCCUCGCUUCAGCUGGUCUGUCAUUACUGUUGCUUCAUAUCAUCGCUUGGCUUGGACUAUCGAGCCGUCAAAGGCAACAGUCACCUCCAUCCUGUGUCUAGCUACUCUACAUGAGUGACGCGUCCGUGGAGUUUUGAGCUUUUCCUUCACAGCAGUGUCCUUAUCCCUGCAUCCAACCCUUUGGCAAGAGGUUCCUGCCAACUGAUCCGUCCGAUCUGAUUGCAUUUGUUGCACUGAAUGUGCAUGAUUCAUGCCUAGCUUCCUACAAAAGGAUGGCGAGAAAGAUCGACAAGACAACGAAUCCUGAGAAUGGGGCCAGUUUUCACAGGCAUCCCAUACCCACAACUUCCACCAUCCCACAACACAACAACUACAGGAGGCGCAGAAAGCCAGCCAAUGGGUACCUUUCAUCACUGAGAUCGACCAGUCUGCUGCAAAACUAUAUCCUAUUGGUAUCCAUUGCGAUAUCUUGGGUUGGGGGGGCCUAUUCAUUCAUCACACCUCCCAGGGCCGAGGUUGCCUUCGCUACCACUAAAGCAAUGAUAUUACCCCACCACAACCAGCCUUGGAAUUGUCAUUUGCGACGACCCUUUACUCUUUGGGUUAGGAAAGAAGCGGAAGAAUCUGCGACUUCAGAAACAGGUUCUGAUGAGGCUGACUGGCGUUCGAUGCUGUUUGCUUUUAAAAUGUACAAGGCAGCAUAUGGACAUCUCAAAGUACCCCUACGAUUUGUGGUGCCCUCGCUUGCUCCCUGGCCAGAAAAGGCAUGGGGAAUGAAACUUGGUCAAAGAGUGGCUGCCAUUCGAUCCACCGGUAAAUAUGUGAAUGAUGAAAAGCGUCGAAAGAUAUUGGACGACAUGGGAUUUGUAUGGCGUUUACGGUCUAGUUCGUCAGCGAAAGACAAAGAUGUUCCGGGGACAUCAUUUCAACAAAUAUACGAAGCACUUGUCACUUAUCGGGAGCAUGUUCAAAAGGGCAGCGAACCCAUCAACAUCCCCAACAACUUUGUAGUCCCUGACUGUGAUCCGUGGCCGGAGACUGUACGUGGACUGCCGCUGGGGAAAAAGAUGUCUACCUUACGAUCCAAGUCGUUCCUGGCGGCCAACCCUGGGGCAAAAGAAAAGCUCAAGGAGCUAGGUUUGCAGGUUAGUGGUAAGGUCGCUGCAAAUGAUGCUCGCUUCCAGCUUGUUUAUGAUGCGUUGGAGGCCUACAAAAAGAUACACGGAGAUUUGCACGUUCCGCAACCCUUUGUUGUUCCGGAAGGAUCCCAAGAAUGGCCCGAGGAUACCUGGGGUCUACGUCUUGGUGCCAGAGUCAAUGCCAUUCGGAGUCAGGGCACCUUUGUGAACUCAAAUCCAGAUCGGAAACAACUGCUCGAUGACCUUGGCUUUAUUUGGGCACCUCAUAACACUGACCGAGGCAAUAGAAGGGGCAGGCGCAGGAAAGAAGAUCAAGAAAAAUUGGAAGCGGAAAAGGUCGUCGACGCUGCAAGCACACCCAAACAAAGCAAAGCAGAUGCCGUGCCAGCCGACAAUUCAUUGCAGUCUCUCUUUGGUGAUUCCUUUGACUUUGACGAUAACUCUGCUGCAGCUGGAGGUGAAGGCGGCAAUGACACCCCACAGUGGGGUCUUGAGGCAGGCAGCUUUGAGGACGCCAGUAGAAAAGCAGAAGAAGAGGCACAAGCUGCAGAAGAAUACAAACCACCUAAAAAUCUCGAAGAGAGUCUCAAAGAAGCAGCUGAACGGGCUGUCUCUGUGGGCAUCAUCCGAGAAGACGAGUACAUUGAGAGGCGCCGAGUGGUAAAGGGGAAGAGGGAAAAAGAUAUUCCCUGGUUCAACGAUGACUUUGGCGACGAGUUUGUAUUCGAUGACGUUGUCGAGGCAUUGACCAUCUAUCGAUCGAUCUACGGAGACUUCUCCGGUCUCGUGAACGGGUCCACUUUUGUAAUACCAACCAACUCGGAAGAGUACUCUGAUGAUGGGUCAUCCAUGGAUGCACUUGGAUACAACGACAUGAAUUCCCGUGCGGCAUCUGCUCUUGCCGAAGCAAGGCGAAGAGUGGUUGGCGAACAGGCAUCUCUGUAUGACGAGUUGGAGGAAUUGACUGAAAUCGGUGAACUUGAUAGCAAUGGGGUAGUGGCUCCGGAAGCAUCUGCCGAAGACUGGCCGGAGCAUCUGGGCGGAAUGAGGCUCGGCAGUAUCGUAGAACGCAUUCAAGACGGUAGUCUUGAAGUGAAACACUUGCCUGAACGAAAGAAGAGGUUGGACAAGUUGAAGUUUGAUUGGGGAGACCCCGAUAAGUUCAUUGAUAUUCCGUUUGAAAAGGCCAUGUGUGCCAUGUUCGCCUAUUAUUUGGUGAGAGGAGAUAUGUUCGCUCCGAGGGAUUUCGUCAUGCCGGACGAAGAGCCCUGGCCGCUCGCAUUGGCAGGUUACAAAGUUGGCGAGGCAGUUCAUCGUAUUCGCGAACUCCAAUAUUUCUUUGAAGCUUAUCAUCUUGAAAAAGUGGGUCUUCUUCGCAUGAUUGACUUCUUGUGGUUCCCAGAGAUGGCAGAACCUUUGGAUCCCAAUCAACCAGAAGUGACAAUCGAGCAAAUUCGCUUAACCUCGCGCGGACAUCCAGACAUGGAUCUUCGACCAGACGAAUGGCCCCCUGGAAGACGUGAAGCACUAGAUGCUGCCGGUCCAUUCUCUGAUACGGAGGAGUUUUAUGAACUCUGGCGCAGGUGGCAUAACUGGGAGUACGUCAAAGAUAUUUGGUAUGAAAAGGGGCGACGCGACAAUGCCUUCUACUUGAGGAAAAAAGGGUAUCCCCAAAUGGCGGAAGAACACGAGGCGAAGUACGGACCUGGACUUUUUGCCCAAAUCAAUGCAACCAUGCAUGAGCUUGAUAGCGGUGCAAUGGACAGAACUGAUGAAGAGCGAUACGAGUUGUUGGAAAACGUGCAGUUUUACCGCCACGAAAUGACAAACUGUACGGAUAUCCCGUUCAUGGAAUUGAAGGAGAUGCUUCACAAAUUGGACCGACACAUUGUCGACCUGGCAGAAGGCCUUAAAAAGUACAUAGCAGCUAGGGAAGAAGAGGAGGCGGAGGAGGAGGAAGAAGAAGAGGAAUACGAGUACGAGGAGAUUGAUCUUCUCGAGGAGUUAAGUCUGGAUGCUGCCGAAUUCGAAGAAGAAGAUGAGGCGGCAAUGGAUGGAGAAGAUGACUCUGGUCUGGUUGAAGUGACCAAACGGUGACCGCUACUGGUCCCAUUUACAAUAGUUUGAUGGAGAAAUGAAUUGUAGAUGCUACUUUGCAGAAUUGAGCGGCCCUUUGGUUGCUCGUUUUUUGUUUCAUUAGCGAGUUUGGAGAGCAAUUUCUUAGGCAGCCCCACGAUUCCAGGUUCCAGAGGCUCAAACUUACUUGCAACCUUCAAUUCUCGACUCGACUCGUGGUGCCAACGCCCGAACCCGCACUGGCUAAGCUAAUAGAACCAUUGCCAAUUCCAACUCUCGUACAUGCAGUAGGAACAACAUCUUGGACCGACUCUAGGGUCGACUGUCACGCUUGGAACCAUCAAUUUAUAGGGUACGGUAAUCGGAAGAUCGAGUCUUCUACUGACUUUGGGUGCACGGAGAGCUCUCUGGUGCACAUUGCAAACUAGCAACUUGACCCAACGAUGGUGUUACCGGUUCUAUUCAGUUAGGCUAUGGUUCUUGUACCGUUAGCAGAGUUGUCAAUUAUUUGGAAACUAGACUACUUACCAUAAAGACUUAGGUUUGGAUUGCUUCUGCGC
Seminavis robusta is the source of this 3877-nucleotide messenger RNA. Lineage: Eukaryota; Bacillariophyta; Bacillariophyceae; Naviculales; Naviculaceae. The record is from the annotation of a GenBank genome assembly.